AGGAAACCCAGGAGCCAGUGGUUUCUCUCGGUUUGUUCCAACUGUCCAAGUGGUUAUCUUUGACCUCCGGCCCUCAAGCCAGAAUCCAGCCAAGCCUCUGGACACACCGUGCGCGUGCCCCUUGCUGCCGGGAUGACCACAUUGGCUUCUUGGCAGCUGCUGCUUCUCCUCUGUGUGGCCACCUUUGGGGAACCACUGGCAAAAGUGGCGCCUGUGGCGAACCCUGGACCCACAGGCCAGCGGCCCGGACCCCAGGAACUCAUCAAUGCCUGGGAAAAGGGCCCGCGGUGCGCACAGAGGAAACCUGGGAUUGCAGGACUGCGAGCCCGUCGGACCUCGCCGUGCCCACCCGUGGAGAGCUCCGCGGGGCGCCUGCGGCCCGUGUGCUCUGCUCGCAGUCGCCUGAUCCCCGCACCCCGUGGAGCGGUGCUGGUGCAGCGUGAGAAGGACCUGUCAGCCUACAACUGGAACUCCUUCGGCCUGCGCUAUGGCAGGAGGGCGGCUCGGGCUGCACCAGCCACGCCAGCGCGGGGCUGAGUGCAGGGCGGGGUGGGGGAAGGGAGUGUGGAUCGCAGCCCCAGCCCGCCAGCAUGCAGGGCUGGGGCAGGGGACUUCUGGACUGUGGCAAUAAAGCAAUGCUGCUGUCUCA
Mesocricetus auratus (golden hamster) is the source of this 649-nucleotide messenger RNA. RefSeq names its product KiSS-1 metastasis suppressor (gene Kiss1). The transcript has 3 exons. Gene Ontology annotation, cellular component: neuron projection. The record is from RefSeq and is marked provisional. Gene Ontology annotation, molecular function: kisspeptin receptor binding. NCBI's taxonomy places the organism in Eukaryota, Metazoa, Chordata, Mammalia, Rodentia, Cricetidae. The coding region runs from base 133 to 537 and encodes 134 amino acids. Gene Ontology annotation, biological process: positive regulation of cytosolic calcium ion concentration; G protein-coupled receptor signaling pathway.